UUCCAAAGAAGGUGCGAUAUGCAGGUAGACUACUAGUGACUAAGCAGCAGAUGCCGCGGUCUAUUUAUGCCCUUGUCUAUUUACAUGGUGGCUGGGCCAAACGCAAGUUCUAGGAUGCCCAGGAGGGGCGGGAAAGGCGACCUCCGAAAUGCUGGCGGGAUCUGUGGAGGAGCAGGCGCGGGGAGCAGACACUACGGGACUAUUCGAGCGAUGUCACAUCUCACUCCCGCCAGCGCAAGCCUUGAUCAUAUGAAGUAUUUCAUGCAUGAACCAGGGAAGAUUCCAAUUCGUUGAACCUGGGAAAUUGGAACUGAAAAGGGAUAUCCAUAGGAGAACAGCCCAUCUUCACCACCCGAGCACAUGUCUUCCAGAUUGACCCCAGCACCAAGAAGAACUGGGUGCCUGCAAGUAAGCAAGCUGUCACUGUUUCCUACUUCUACGAUGUCACAAGGAAUAGCUAUCGGAUCAUCAGUGUGGAUGGAGCCAAGGUGAUCAUAAACAGCACAAUCACGCCGAAUAUGACCUUCACCAAAACGUCACAGAAGUUUGGGCAGUGGGCAGACAGCAGAGCCAACACGGUGUUUGGUUUGGGGUUUUCUUCUGAGCAGCAGCUGACAAAGUUUGCAGAUAAGUUCCAGGAGGUAAAAGAAGCUGCCAAAUUAGCCAAAGACAAAUCCCAGGAGAAAAUCGAAACUUCGAGUAAUCAUUCCCAAGAAUCUGGGUGUGAAACCCCAUCUUCUACUCAGGCAUCCAGCGUCAAUGGAACGGAUGAUGAAAAGGCUUCUCACGUGGGUCCAGCUGACACACACCUCAAGUCUGAGAACGACAAACUGAAGAUCGCUUUGACACAGAGUGCUGCCAAUGUGAAGAAAUGGGAGAUCGAGCUGCAGACCCUGCGGGAAAGCAAUGCUCGGCUGACCACAGCACUGCAGGAGUCAGCAGCCAGCGUGGAACAGUGGAAGAAGCAGUUCUCCAUCUGCCGAGAUGAGAACGAUAGGCUCCGAAACAAGAUUGACGAGUUAGAAGAACAGUGCAGUGAGAUAAACAGGGAGAAGGAGAAGAAUACUCAGCUGAAGAGAAGAAUUGAGGAGCUGGAGUCAGAACUCCGAGAAAAGGAGACGGAGUUGAAGGAUCUCCGAAAACAAAGUGAAAUCAUACCUCAGCUCAUGUCAGAGUGUGAAUACGUCUCUGAGAAGUUAGAGGCGGCAGAGAGAGACAAUCAAAACCUGGAAGACAAAGUGCGAUCUCUAAAGACCGACAUUGAGGAAAGUAAAUACCGACAGCGUCAUCUGAAGGUAGAGUUGAAGAGCUUCCUGGAGGUGCUGGAUGGGAAGAUUGAUGACCUCCAUGACUUCCGCCGAGGCCUCUCCAAGUUGGGUACAGACAACUAGGGCCGGGCACAGACCUGGGCCCUGGAUCGUGAGUCCCACGUGUGUGUGUGUGUGUGAUGAAAUAGGACUAGGAUGUUCUCCUGUUAGCAUUGCUUCUGUAAAUGCAGGCGCAAUUUGUCUUGUUUCCAAACCAGUUGUGCCGUCCACUCACUCCUCUCCAGAAUAGAAAUCUCUUACUCCUCUGGCCUCACGAGGUUGUGGACAAUUGGAAGAUUCUGACUCAGGAAUCCAGAACUAGGUCUACCUAAAAUGUUUACGCAGUCAGGGCAGGGAUGUUUAUAUCUUUCUUAAGGGCUGUUGCAACCAUAUGAACCGAAAAACAAGGUAAUUUUCUAAUUCAAGUAUCAGUGUCCCCUUUACAACAGGCCUUUUUGCUCCUUUUAUUGAAUAGCAUUUGGAGUACAUGAUUGUCCACCAGGCUCCAGUCCAUGGGGCAAGGAGGGAGUAACGUCUCUCACAGUAAACAUUGAGUCAUUUUCAAGCAACCAUUUAGUGUGGUGAAUUAUCUGGAGAAAGAAAGCAAGUUUCUGGGUGAAUUUUCUGAUUUGGGAAUCACUUAUAUCCACUAUAUCCCAUCCUCCCUCAGUUUGUAUGGUUGCGACAAUAUUCCUUUCGUUGGUUUUAAUUUCUGAGCAGAUGCUUGUGCUGUGGGAACAGCACAUGGUGAGGGCGCCAAGCACACAGUGCCUGGCACAAUGUAGGUGCUUAAUAAAUAUUGUUCAAUUAAACAUUUAUUAAACAGAAUUUAGUGUUUUAAUCAAACCCCACAAGUAGAGUCCAGACCUCUGUUGAAUGAUACACCAUCUUUUUUUUUUGUGCUGGGUAGUUAUCAGGAAUGAAUACUACUGUCAUCAAACCUGAGGCUCAGGUGGCCCUGGGGCAGGGAGGGUGGCAGCAGAAGCAUCAGGGGCUGAUCUGAGACCCCCUGAGAGCCCAGCCAUGGUGCUCUGCCCCUGGCACCAUCACCUUCUUCAGGCAUGGCAUCCUGGAGCCUGAGGAUUCCAGAACACUAGCUGGCCAUGGUAGGGGCUAUCCAGGGUUUCAGAACUAGGGUGUGAUCCUAUGGUAGGUUUGGAUAAUUGAGAAAGAAAUCAUCCAACCCCAUGAUGGUGACAGAGUCCUGCUCAGAGGGUGGCCUUGGCCUUAGUACCAAAAAACUCUGCCCAGAUUCACCUCUUGCCUCAGUUCCUGCUAAGGAAGGGCCUGGAGCCAUAAACCUUUCCUCUGAUACAGAGCUUCUCAGUGGGGCCAGUGACCACUUCAAUGCCAUUAGCAUCCUUCAUUGUGAAAGAUCACCUGUGUAUGGCAAGAUAAGUCCCCAGUCCUAUAUGUUUUUUAGAACAUAUAGGCAGAAGAGACUCUGGUGUCACCUUACCUCUCUAGAACUACCUAAGAGAAUUUGUUCCUCUAGAAAUGUUUUCUCAUAGAGAAAUUCUUCCUGUCAAAUUUGAAUUAAUGAGAAAACAGCCUGAGGAGGGGGUAGGGUCCACAUAGACAUGACCAAAGCCCAAGGUGAGUUAGAGUCUGCUACUCCCCUUCCCCUAGCUGAGGCAUCUCUGAGCAGGGAAUUUUUGCCUGGGAUAGGAAAAGAAAGAAGUCUGUUGAUUUGGAGCACCAAGGUACAUUAGGGGAGACCCCCACAGGCUAAGUGGGGGUCUUAAAUACACAAGGCUCUUAGGUCACCCCUGCUGUGAUUCAGGCAAGGGAUCUGCUGGCCCUCUCCUCUCCUCAGAGCUCUAGAUGGCUCUCAGGACAGUCAGUAGCAGCUCCCGACUGGCUGUGCCAGGAGACCAGAAAGCUGGGCUGGCCAUGACAUGGUCCUGGAAUCCAGAAGUGGGUAAAACAGAUUCUUCCCAGGCCAGCCUGGUCCUCCUACCAGCAACCUGGGCAAAUGUCUUCCCAGGAGCAGUAGACACUGGAAUCGCAAACACCCUUCACUGGAAUCUUCAGAUGACCACCACCUGUGCCCACAGGCAAUUUAUUAAUCCAAAGCAGUGACUUUAAAAAAUGUUGGAAGCCAUCACACAGUGGGGUUGAGGUACUUGAUGCCCAUUUAUCAAACUACUAAAGAGUUUGGCCACCAUCUUGUAGCUAAUAGGUGAGGAGCCUAGUUUCCCUGAACUAUUGGGGCUUAUCCAGCCUUAGAACUGCUGCAGCCCAGGAGCUCACAGUGUUAGGGGGUCCUUUAAAGUAAGAGUUGGUUCUGCAGUGAAAGCACAAAACUUGACAUAAGCCCUUUUCAUCCCUUCAACUUUCCUCGAAAGCCCAUAGAAUUUCUUUACUUUCUUUUUAUUUUCUCUUUUGGUGUGGGUGUGGGGGGGGUGGGGGGUGGUACUGGGGAUUAAACCCAGGGGCUCUGUAACACUGAGCUACAUCCCCAGCCCUUGUUGUUUAUUUUGAGAUAGGGCUGGCUAAGUUGCCAAGUCUGGCCUCAGACUUGUGAUCCGCCUGCCUUAGCCUCCCAAGGGAUUACAGCCAUACACCACCACACAAGAUUUCAUUUACUUUCUUUAAAAAAGAAUGGUUCAGGAACAGCCUGGAUAGUGAGUCAAGGGAUUGGUCUUGUUGGACAGCCUUUGACACUGUGAACAGGGGACUCAGUACAAUGAAAAUGACCCACUGGAUUUGUCCCCACUUUCAGUUGAGUUGGUAUAAUGUGCCCUCAUUAUGAUGUCCAGCCCAGUCACUAGACUAUUGUCAUGGCUGUAAGCCGAGUAAGCUUUUCUCUCAUAGCCUUUGGAGCCACAUUGUGCUGCUCUCCUGGUUUUGACAUCUCCAAGACUGGCUUUCUUCACCUUGAUUAGCUUUCUUUCUGCAUUCAUGAAACGUGGGCCUAAAAAGAUGCCAAGUAAAACUUUAACCAUGUUGAUCUUUAAAAUAAACUUUGCUUUCUAGUCAAAAUCCAGCUGGAUGCAUUUCCUAGAUGGGAUGGGAAAGAGAGAGGAUGUCUUCUGGGUGCCCAGGGAUUGUAAGCCCACUAGAGUGGCAGGUUGGGAAAGCACAGCCAGGCCUCUAGGGGAAGAGAGCCUGAAUUCACUCAGGACAUCUGUGUGCUCCAUCAAUUCCAUCUUCCCUGCAUGCCAUCGCUUUAGAUCUCAGAUAAGACAACUGGGCAGAGAUCGUUGCCUGCAUUUUGCAGACGUCAAGUAGGGACAGUGACAUGCCCAGGGUUACCCAGCUGUGAUCAGCAACAUGGGCUCUGCAUCCAGAUCUCCUGGAUUUUGGUCCACUAUUUUUCCAUGAGUCAUGUCACUAUUGUCCCUUUGGUGACCCAUGGGUGCAAAGAGGGAAAAACUCUCUUGUAUCCUCAUAAGAGCACAUUGUAGUUAUAUUAUCUUAAUUCAUGUCCACAGCAAAGGACAAUUUACAAGGAGUGAAUCAAAAUUUCAUUUAUGUUCAUUACAGAUAAUAAGUUCCAUUUUUGAAUGAUUCUGUCUUUUUAAGGGUCUUUUUAAGAGAGUAUCAGUUAUAAUCAUGUCCCUGCCCUAAGAGGCCAGUUAACCCAGACUUGUCUUGAGUUCUUUAUGGAUGGCUUUCAUUGAAGCAGGGUAGUCUGUUUAAAACAGGUGGAAGGCCCUGAGAUUACAGAGACAUAAAUAGCAUUCUAGUAUGGGGUCACCUGUCCAGGAGAUUAGCCAGUGCUCGGAAGGGAGCAGACUUGUUCAGUGCUGGAGCCAGUCACAUGGAGUCUGAGCAAUAUCCAGAAAGACUAUUCUCAGGGGGCAGCUGGUCUCCACCCUGCAGGCUCCAUGAGCACAGCUUCAUGAAGGUGGUUGGUAGGAGUCUGACUUGUAUAUACCGUGUUUGAUAUGAAACACCAAAUAAAUGCAGUUAAUGUGCUGCCCAGAACAAUCAUGGUCUGCCACUUUAAAAGAGUUCUUUUUCUGUAGACAAGCCUCCUUUUCUGUAGAUCCAGGAGCAGUUUUGGACAAGAGCCAAACACAGGGCAUGCCAGGGACCAUAUUGUGGGACCUUCCGUGUGGCCAGGUGUACUCUUGGGAAAAAAGCAGCCACAAUAUGACUUGGUGUAGUAUUUCAAAGAUGCUGCCCUUUAAGAAGGAGCCAGUUUUACUCUGUUAAUAACAGAAAGUGAGUUGUUCGUGCCAUUCAUCCUUGUAGAAAUUAAAAUUCUAUUCACUGGAAACAUGACAGGAUUUUGAAGCAUUUGGAAUAUAAACUGGAAGCAUAAAAAUUGGUGUCCAUAUAUUUUUAAAGUAUAUGCAUGGUUUAAACAGACCCAAAUUUCCGAGUAAAUAGCUUUGCCAAAGAAAAAUAGCAUAUACUUUGGGAAUAGUGGGGGUGAUGGCGUGGAGAGGAAUUCUGUAGAGAAAUAUGUUAUUUACAUGCCUUUACCAUACACCUAUCCCAAGAAUACGGUGCCUCUUUAAAAGGGCCUAGCAAGAAAAUGUUAAGAAAUUUGAGCUGGAUGGAAUGUUGUAGUGAGCUUAUGACUGUGUGUGUGUUGGGGAAGAAGCAGCAAGGGGAAGUAGGAAAAACAAUAAGGAAGAGUUUUCAAUAAAAAAUAUGUAUACUUAAGAGGAGUCUUUAUUUGAAUAUUUCUAGUGGUGGUGUUGUAUGUUCUGGAAUCCGUUUACCUGGAGUCUGUGGGUCUUUUGUUUUGAGUACAAUUGUAUGGUGCCCUACUCUACACAUACAAUUGUAUGGUGCAGAGCUUGCUGCAGGGUGGUCUCCUGGGCCACAGGGAUCCCUGACACACCUGGCAGGAGCCCAGAGCAACCAUGAUGGAGUCCAAACUCUUGUACAUUUUGGCAGAUGAUUGGUAGGAUUCAUGAUAUGCAGCUGUGGGAGAUGUGUUUCUGUGUUUACCCUCUUGUACCACUCCCAAUAGGAAGCCCUGACUUUAGACCAGUUGUUGUAAUAGUGUCCCAUGAUGUGAAAGGCAAGAAGACAUAUCUUAUAUCAAAUAUAAGAGUUUAGUAAUAAGAAAUAGGGUAGAUAAGUGGACCCUCCCAAGAAUACCUUUCUUUUUUCCUUUUUAAACAAUUUUUAGGUACAUAGGUAAAAUAUACUUUUUAAAAAAAAGAAAUUUAAGUGAAAAGAAAAAAACCCACCUUUAUUGCACUGAUUAUAACCACUGUUAACAUUUGAUAUAUAUCUGUUCAGACUUUUUUUCUAUGUGUCUGUAUUUGAUUAAUUACUUUUUCCAUGAAAUAUAAUCAUGUUAUACAUAAUUUCUGUUAUUUGCUUUUUCUCUACAUUGUAAAUAUAUUUCUAUCUCAGUACAUAUGUAAUCAAAUGCUUUUUAACAUCUACACAAGUUAUACUUAAGGCUGUUUCCAAUUUUUUACAGUUUAGUCAAGGACAUGAUGAAAUUCUUCUGACAUCUUUGUUAAACUUCUCAAUAUUUAGUUAGGAUAAUUUUCCAAAAUUGGACUUGUUGGCUCAAAAAUGUGCUUCCUCAAAUCUGGCUUCUUUCCUUCCUGGGCAUACAGGAGACUAAUUCUCCAGCCCCCUUCCUAGUUGUCCAGGGUUCUGUGACUAACUCCAGCCGAUGAAAUGUAAGCAGAAGAUACAUAUGAAAAUCUAGGCUCAGACCGUGACAUGCUCAUGUGCAGUGCUCCAAUGUCUGUGUUGUCCUGCCUCAGCAAAUGAUGAUGUCCCCUGGUAGAGCCUCUGUUAUCCUAGGUCCCUGAGUGACUAAGCAGGUCACUUCCUGCUUUUCCCUCACCCCCACCCACCAACCUGCAUGGACAUGUAACAUGAAUAAAGAAUAAAUCUUAAAUCUUACACUGGGAUUUCAGGGUUAAUUUGUUACUACAGCAUAACAUAUCCUGUUCUGGAUGAUAAUUUAAAAGACAUGUACAUUUUUAAAACUUUUAAUAAAUAUUACCUCAAAUUGCCUCUCAAAGGUGGCCCCAAAUUAUACUUCCACCAGCAGUAUGAGAAUGUCUUAAUCCCUUUUCAACACUGUUAGCAUGGGGGCUGGGAGAUAAAUAAAGUUUUUGAUUAAAAUAUGACCCUCAUUAGCAAAAUAUAUACAUAUGUAUAUAUGUAUAUUUGUAUAUAUACCUAUAUUCAUAUCCUCUGGCCAGUCUUGUCAUAGGCAUCUAGUAGUUUCAUUGAUUACUGAGAGAUUUUUUAAAUAAGAUUUGUAAAACAAUUUAAGUGAUAUAUAUGGCUUUUAAAAAAUGUUCAAGUACUUACAAAAAGCUUUUUAGUCAGAUAUUUUCCUUUUCAGUUGCUGUCUUUGCUUCAUGCUUAUGAACGUCUUUCCUGGUCUAAUUUCAAGAUUAUAUUGUCAUCAAUAUUUUGUUCUUGUACAUUUAUCAUUUCUUUUUAAUCAGUUAAACCUCUGAUCUAUUUGAAAUUUAUUUUAUAAAUUGUCUCAGCACUGUUUAUUGGGAAAUCUAUCAUUUCUCUAUUGCUAUCAAAUCCCAUUUUUACCAUGUACUCAGACCUUUUGUUGGGUGCCUAAGAUACGCAUUCUACCCUAAAAUGUGCUUCUGAGCUUGCCCCUGUGGUCCUUUAUCCACCUGUACACUCUAACACUGGUACCACACUGUUUUGAUCACCAUAAUCUUAAACUAAAUGUCCUCAUUAGUUAAGCUUUGAAAAAAAAAUUCCCAGUCCAUUUUGCAUAGUAAUAUUUCCCAAAGAAAUUUGGGAUCAUUUUGUAACUUAGAAGAGUUAGAAAUUAGAUUAUGUAAAAUUUAUAUAUAUCCAUAGAACUAAUAUCUUUUAUAUUUUCUUUUUCACUGAAUUUAUAUUGUUUAAUUUUACAUCUUUCAGUCUAUUUUUUCUAGUAAAGGUAAUUUUUGUAAUGGUGGAUACUAUUGUCAGUUUGUCCCAUUGUAUUUUCCAUCUGCUUAUUAUUAGUAUGUAAUUAUGCCAUUAGUCUUUGAUGAAAGUUAAAUCCAUUGAUUUUCUAAUUUGAAACAUUAAAUAAAAGUUUUGUAGAUUUAAAGAUGAGAAACAUAAUGUAGCAAAGGGAAGUUCCCAUAAUUAAAAUUCCCCAAGGUAAAUAAUAACAACUAAUGCACAGUCCUCAAAUUUCUCCCCUAAAAUAUAUUCUGUCAUUUUGGUGACAUAGUACAACCCUUCUACUACUUGGAUUUUUCACUUUGCAAUAGAUCAUGGACAUCCUCCUAUGUCAGUGAGCAUCAAUCUACCUCAUUCUGACCUCUGCAUAGAGUAGUGUGUGGUUGUAUGCAAAUGUAUUUAACUUGGGAACUGGUUAUUUUGUAUCCAGUCAGUUGCUAAAUUCUUUUCAUUUUUUUUUAUUUGCCUUUUUCAGGUAGGUAAUAGUUCUGGUUAGUGAUGAUAGUUUUAUCUCCAUGUAUUCAAUAAUCUUAUUUCCCUUUUUUCUCUUAUCACAUUGACCAGCACUUUUAGAGCAGAGUUAAAUAGUGCACAUAUAAUUAUGCUGGUAUUGUACACUCUUCUUCAUAUGUUUUUCCCUUAGUGAGAAUAUUUCUAGUGUUUCUUCAAAAGUAUAAAUUUGACUCUUAGUAUAAGACAUUCUUAAUAUUUGAAUUUAUAUGUUAAAGUUAUGUAAACUUCUGUUUGUGGUUUGCUAAAAAUUUUAUCAGUAAUGAAUGUUGGGAUUUUAGUGACUUUUUCAUGUCUGUCAAGAUGAUCAAAUGAUUUUUCUCUAUUAUGACUUGAGAUGAAUAAUUUUAAUAGAUUUGCUAAUGUCAAGCCCCCUCUGCAUUUCUAAAAAAAACCUGAUAUAGUCAUAAAACAUUAUUCUUUUAAUAUUCAUCUCCUUUCAAUGUUAACAGUGGUUAUUUAUGAUAGGUUGGUCCAAGGUGGAUUUUUAUUUUGUGUUUCUUUUCUGCAUUUUCUGAUUUUUCUACAAAUAUUGUGUAUUAUUUGUAUAAUAAAGACAAGAGCUUUACAAUGAGAAAAUAUUCUGGAUUUGGUUUGCUUGUUUUAUUUUAGAAAUUUUUGUAUCUUAAUAAGAUGAACAGUUGGGAUUUUUUUCUGGUGUCUUUGUCAGUUAUAUUUAUGUUCUUUAAAAAAAAAGAACUUGAGAAGCUCUCUUUUUCUAUGCCCUAGAACAGUUUAAAUAAUAUUUAGAAUUUUUUGCUCUUUGAAGUUUUUAUAACAUAUAUAAAACUGUCCAAGUCUAGUGCCUUUUUAGAAAAUAGUUCUUGAUAAUGUUUUCAAUUUUUUUUUCACAUUCAAUGUUCUCUUCAAACUGCAAUGAUUCUGUUGAUUUUCAAAUAUGUUGGAUUGGAAUUGCUUUAUUCUUCUUUCUCAUUCAUAAUGUUGUGUGUGUGCUUUCCCUUGUUAUUCUUCUUUUGUUUUUCCAGAGCUAGUCUAUUUCAUUAGUCUUUUAAAAGAACCAGUUCUGGAAUCUAUACCUGAAUUUACCAUCUUAUGAUUUUUAUUUGUUUUUGUUCUUAUUAAGUCCUUUCUUAAUUUUUUUUAUUUUUCCACCUCCUCAAACUGAUUGCCAUUAUAACUUUUUCUUGCAUAGUUACUAGCAUUUUAAGCCUAUGACUUUUUCUCUGAAUAUGUCUUUAAUUAUAGCUCUUAAAUUUUUAUGUAUGGUGUUCUAUGUUAUAAAUAAUUUCUGAUUUCAGAUUUAACUUUAUUUUAUACUGAAGAGUUAUUUGAAAUUAUAGAAUUCCAGAUAGUCUGAUAUUUGUUGUUGAUGCUUUUAACAUUUGUUACAAACUUCUAGUUUUAUUGCCUUGUCAAAGACAGUAUGACCUAUACAGUUUGUGCAUUUGGGAAUUUAUUGAUGUUUUCCUAGAACUUAAUAAAUUCUUAGUUUUAAUAAAUAUCCCCAGGAAACUGGAAAAGAUAUAUUCUCUGAAGGGAACAAAAUUCAACCUGUAUAUAUUAAUUUGGCCUUAUUAAGUAUAUUAUAGACCUUUAAUUUUUGCCUACUUGAUUAUUUAAAGACGAUAACAUUGGUUCUUGCUACUAUUGUAUUUGUCUAUUUCUCUUGUGUAUCUAACCAUUUUUGCUUUAUGUAUUUCUCUUUGAUGUUAUUUGGCAAAUUAUGUUUUUAUAUUUAAGGGAAAAGUUACUUUCCUUUGAAGAUUUGUGUAUCUUUGUAAGCUUUACCUGAUUUUGUUGUAAUAGAGUUGUUUAUGUAGAAAUACAUAGUUCGAUAAAACA
Molecule: messenger RNA, 10484 nt
Organism: Ictidomys tridecemlineatus (thirteen-lined ground squirrel)
Lineage: Eukaryota; Metazoa; Chordata; Mammalia; Rodentia; Sciuridae
Gene: Homer2
Product: homer scaffold protein 2
Biological process (GO): G protein-coupled glutamate receptor signaling pathway
Molecular function (GO): G protein-coupled glutamate receptor binding
Source: RefSeq, a predicted model, not a curated record